CCCUUCACAGCCUGAAUGUCCACAGCUCGUGGCACAUGGCACCUGCCUGUGGGAUUUAGCAGCCAUGUAGGAGUGCCAGAGGCACGCAGUGGCAAGAGAGAGGCUGAUGCUGCAACCAGCUUCUUGAGAGCUGCAAGAUCUGGGAAUCUGGACAAAGCCUUGGAUCACCUGAGGAAUGGGGUAGAUAUAAACACCUGUAACCAGAAUGGGCUGAAUGCCUUGCACCUUGCCUCCAAGGAGGGCCAUGUGAAAAUGGUGGUGGAGCUGCUGCACAAGGAGAUCGUGUUGGAGACAACGACCAAGAAAGGAAACACAGCUCUGCACAUUGCAGCCCUGGCUGGGCAGCAGGACGUGGUCCGGGAGCUGGUGAACUACGGGGCCAACGUCAAUGCGCAGUCGCAGAAAGGCUUCACCCCCCUCUACAUGGCAGCGCAGGAAAACCACCUGGAAGUCGUGAAGUUCUUACUGGAAAACGGAGCCAACCAGAACGUGGCCACAGAGGAUGGUUUCACUCCCCUGGCCGUGGCUCUGCAGCAGGGCCACGAGAACGUGGUGGCUCACCUCAUCAACUAUGGGACGAAGGGCAAGGUGCGCCUGCCCGCGCUGCACAUUGCGGCUCGCAACGACGACACGCGCACGGCCGCCGUGCUGCUGCAGAACGACCCCAACGCCGACGUGCUCUCCAAGACUGGAUUUACCCCCUUGCACAUUGCAGCACACUACGAGAAUCUCAGUGUGGCCCAACUGCUGCUGAACCGUGGGGCCAGUGUCAACUUCACACCCCAGAAUGGGAUCACUCCCCUGCACAUAGCCUCCCGCCGGGGCAACAUCAUCAUGGUGCGGCUGCUGCUGGACCGUGGGGCCCAGAUUGAGACCAGGACCAAGGAUGAGCUGACCCCUCUGCACUGCGCAGCUCGCAAUGGACACGUGCGAAUUGCAGAGAUCCUGCUGGACCAUGGAGCUCCCAUUCAAGCCAAAACCAAGAACGGGCUGUCGCCGAUGCACAUGGCAGCGCAGGGCGACCACCUGGACUGUGUGCGGCUGCUGCUGCAGUACAGCGCCCACAUCGACGACAUCACCCUGGACCACCUCACGCCCCUGCACGUGGCCGCCCACUGCGGCCACCACCGCGUGGCCAAGCUGCUGGUGGAGAAAGGGGCCAAGCCCAACUCCCGAGCCCUGAACGGCUUCACGCCCCUGCACAUCGCCUGCAAGAAGAACCACAUCCGGGUGAUGGAGCUGCUGCUGAAGACGGGGGCCUCCAUCGAUGCUGUCACUGAGUCUGGCCUGACCCCCCUGCAUGUGGCUGCCUUCAUGGGGCACCUGCCCAUCGUCAAGACCCUGCUGCAGCGCGGAGCCUCUCCCAACGUGUCCAACGUGAAGGUGGAGACGCCCCUACACAUGGCAGCCAGAGCUGGGCACACAGAUGUGGCAAAGUACCUGCUGCAGAACAAAGCCAAAGCCAACGCCAAGGCCAAGGAUGACCAGACCCCUCUGCACUGUGCCGCGCGCAUCGGCCACACCGGCAUGGUCAGGCUGCUGCUGGAGAACAACGCCAACCCCAACCUGGCCACCACAGCUGGGCACACGCCUCUGCACAUCACUGCCAAAGAGGGACACGUGGACACGGCCCUGGCACUGCUGGACAAAGGGGCCUCACAGACCUGCAUGACCAAGAAAGGAUUCACCCCUCUCCACGUUGCAGCCAAGUACGGGAAGGUGGAUGUGGCGGAGCUGCUGCUGGCACGUGACGCUCAUCCCAAUGCAGCGGGGAAGAACGGCCUGACCCCGCUGCACGUGGCUGUGCACCACAACAACCUGGAGAUCGUCAAGCUGCUGCUUCCCAAGGGCAGCUCCCCGCACAGCUCAGCCUGGAACGGGUACACCCCCCUGCACAUUGCUGCCAAGCAGAACCAGCUGGAGGUGGCCAGCAGCCUGCUGCAGUACGGGGCUUCGGCCAACGCCGAGUCGGUGCAGGGAGUCACCCCCCUACACCUGGCUGCCCAGGAGGGCCACGCUGACAUGGUGGCACUGCUCUUCUCCAAGCAAGCCAACGGCAACCUAGGCAACAAGAGUGGCCUGACUCCUCUCCACCUCGUAGCCCAAGAGGGGCAUGUGCUGGUUGCUGACGUUCUGGUGAAACAUGGGGUCACGGUGGAUGCAACAACCAGGAUGGGCUACACCCCUCUGCAUGUGGCCAGCCACUACGGGAACAUCAAGCUGGUGAAGUUUUUGCUGCAGCACCAGGCUGAUGUCAAUGCCAAGACUAAGCUGGGCUACACCCCCCUGCACCAGGCAGCUCAGCAGGGCCACACAGACAUCGUCACGCUGCUGCUCAAGCACGGUGCCUCUCCCAACGAGAUCAGCACAAAUGGCACCACUGCCCUGGCCAUCGCCAGGAGGCUCGGCUACAUCUCUGUCACCGACGUGCUCAAGAUCGUCACCGAGGAAACCGACAUCCCGGCAGUGGGUGACAAGCACCGCAUGAGCUUCCCAGAGACCGUGGAUGAGAUUCUGGAUGUGUCAGAAGAUGAAGGCACUGCUCAUGUCACAGUAAUGGAGGACGAGCUGAUGGCACCAAAGGCCAGGACACCUGAACCCAGGGACCAGGAGGGCAAGAGGGAGGUGACCUCGUGGUUCGUGACCACAACGACACUGGAGCAAACGGUGGAGUCUCCAGCUGUCCUGCAGGUCCCCUGCAUCCCCCCUGAGACUGUGGUGACCAGAGCAGAGGACACUGAGCAGGCGGGACCUGGGGAGACAGAAGCUGAGCAAGUCAGCCUGCUGCAUGCACCCUCCGUGUCCCCACAGGAGCCCUCCAAGGAGUUCGAUGAGGACUCCCUGAUCCCCAGCAGCCCGGCCACCGAGACCUCGGAUAACAUCAGCCCCGUGGCCAGCCCCGUGCACACAGGGUUCCUGGUGAGCUUCAUGGUGGAUGCCCGUGGCGGGUCGAUGCGGGGCAGCCGGCACCACGGGCUGCGUGUGGUGGUCCCAGCACGUGCCUGCGCCGCUCCCACCCGCAUCACCUGCCGCCUGGUGAAGCCGCAGAAGCUGCCCGCGCCCCCGCCGCUGGCCGAGGAGGAAGGGCUGGCCAGCAGGAUCAUCGCCCUGGGGCCUGCUGGGGCACAGUUCCUCAGCCCCGUCAUCGUGGAGAUCCCCCACUUUGCCUCGUCUGGGCGCGGGGACCGGGAGCUGGUGGUUCUGCGCAGCGAGAACGGCUCGGUCUGGAAGGAGCAUCGCAACCGCUACGAGGAGAGUUACAUGGACCAGCUGCUCAAUGGCAUGGACGAGGAGCUGGAGAGCCUGGAGGAGCUGGAGAAGAAGAGAGUGUGCCGCAUCAUCACCACCGACUUCCCCCUCUACUUCGUGGUGAUGUCCCGGAUUUGCCAGGACUGCGACUUGAUCGGCCCCGAGGGCGGCUGCUUGAAAAGCACCCUGGUGCCCAUGGUCCAGGCCACCUUCCCCGACACCGCCGUCACCAAGAGAGUGAGGCUGGCCCUGCAGGCGCAGCCCGUGCCCGACGAGCUGGUGACGAAGCUGCUGGGGAACCAGGCGACCUUCAGCCCCAUCGUCACGGUGGAGCCGCGCCGGAGGAAGUUUCACCGGCCCAUCGGGCUCCGCAUCCCGCUGCCACCGUCCUGGAAGGACAACCCCCGGGACAGCGGCGAGGGGGACACCACCAGCCUGCGCCUGCUCUGCAGCGUCAUCGGAGGGACAGCUCAAGCCCAGUGGGAAGAUAUAACAGGCACCACGAAGCUGGUCUAUGAAAAGGAGUGUGCUAACUUUACCACCAAUGUGUCUGCCAGGUUCUGGCUGGCUGACUGCCCACGCACAGCCGAGGCCGUGCACUUCGCCACCAUGCUGUACAAGGAGCUGACAGCCGUGCCCUACAUGGCCAAGUUCGUGGUGUUUGCCAAGAUGAACGACGGCCGGGAAGGCCGCCUGCGCUGCUACUGCAUGACUGACGACAAGGUCGACAAGACUCUAGAGCAGCACGAGAACUUCACUGAAGUGGCCCGCAGCAGGGACAUUGAGGUGGUGGAAGGGAUGCCUUUGCACGUCGAGCUCUCAGGGAACCUGGUGCCUGUCAAGAAGGCGACUCAGCCCCGCAGCUUCCUCUUCCAAUCCUUCCGGGAGAAUCGUCUCGCCAUCCCCAUCAAGGUGCGGGACAGCAGCCGGGAAGCCAGCGGCUCCCUCUCCUUCCUGCGCAAGGCCAUGAAAUACGAGGACCUGCAGCACGUGCUGUGCCACCUGAACAUCAGCAUCCCACCCUGCACCAAGGAGAGCGGCAGCGAGGAGCGCAGGAGGACGCUGACGCCGCUGUCUCUGAGGGAGCGAUACAGCAUCCUGGGAGAGACCAGUUUUGGCUCUCUGAGCAGCACAGACAAGGCAGAGCAGAAGAUGGUGGACAUAGCAGAGCAGCUGGGCCUCAGCUGGGCUGAGCUGGCACGUGAGCUGCAGUUUGGGGUGGAUGACAUCAACAGGAUACGUGUGGAGAACCCCAACUCCCUGCUGGAGCAGAAUGCCUUACUCAACCUCUGGGUCAGCCGCGAGGGCAAGGACGUCAAGAUGGAGAGUCUGUACACGGCGCUGAGGAACAUCGACCGCGGCGAGAUCGUCAGCGCGCUGGAGGGCAGCGGGAGGCAGAGCCGGCAGCUGAAGGGCAGCUGGCGCUACUCGGACAGGGAUUACUCCCUCUCGCCCUCCCAGAUGAAUGGUUACGCUUCGCUGCAGGAUGAGCUGCUGUCCCCUGCCUCCCUGCAUUACACGCUGCCAUCCCCGCUGCGCGCCGACCAGUACUGGAACGAGGUGGCCAUCAUGGAUGCUAUCCCCAUGGCUGCCACCGAGCAGGACGCCCUGAUGGAGAUGUCCGACAUGCAGGUGUGGUCCUCGGGGCUCACCCCCUCGCUGGUGACUGCUGAGGACUCCUCUCUGGAGUGCAGCAAGGCCGAGGACUCUGAUGCCACAAGCGAAGGCCGUUUCCCUGGGCAGCUCCUGGCAGACGCUCAUGGCCCUGACCACAUGGGCUCAAUGGACCUGGUUGAGGAUGACACAGUGGACUCAGAUGCCAUGAAUGGCCUGAUUGACCUUCUAGAGCAGGAGGAGGGGCAGAGGCCAGAGGGGAAGAUGCCAGCCGGUGAUCGCCAGCCAGGCACGGGGGAGCAGGACCCGGAGAGUGAAGUCUCUUUUAUUUCAGCUCAGCAGAAGGUGCAAGCCAGGAUCACAGCAUCCCCCAGCGUUAGCCACGUCGUGGAGAAGGGCACAGACAGGCUGAGGGACUGGAAUGCAGAAGGCUCCUUUAUCUCCUGCCUACAGGACCUGACAGAGGGCUCCUGGCAGGAGGGGGUGACCCGAAGGCUGCUCCCGACGCACGCCACGGCCUCCGGGGCACAGGGCCAGGAGCAAGAGCAGGUCCUGGCGCCGGCCGGGGAGCUGACGCGGGUCAGCUCCGCAGAGGACAGCGACUGGCAGCCCCAGCACCCCGCGGGCCGCUGGCAGGAGGAGGCACACGGCCGCUUCUUUGGGCAGGGGAACGAAGUCCUUCAUCUCCCCGGGGAGCAGGUGACUGAGGAGCAGUUCACAGACGAUCAAGGCAAUAUCGUCACCAAGAAGGUGAUCCGGAAGGUGGUUCGUCAGCUGCAGCCCAGUGACACGGAUGAGAGGCAGGAGCGAGAGGAGCUGAUUCUGGAGGGCUCCCUGCAGGAGCCCCACGAGCUGGAGGUUGAGGAUGAUCACUUCAUGAAAUACUCCAUCCUGCACCAGGACGGUCUGGGGGCCAAGGAUCUCACCUCGACACCAAACCACUGAACUCCACACACGUUCUGACACAGACCUGAGGAGAGAGGCGAGCAGAGAGCGGAGGGGAGCAAGGGCUGGCUGUACAUGUUUCUAUAGGCUAAUGGCAUGAUUUCUGUAUGAGACAAAUACUUUACCGUCCUAUCCGCAUGACUGACUGACUGCAAGACGCAUGAGCUACAGAACUUCCAACCGACUGACGGAGGGGCCGCCCCCAGCCCCUGCCCCGCGGCUGCUCGGAGCCCAGGCGACAGCAGCACGCACCCGGGACACCCUCGCAGCUCCUGGAGGAGGCAAGAGCAGGACUGGCAGGAAAAGGAGAGGGAAGGAGCCUCCAUCCUCACACCAUUCACGUGUGUAAGUGCAUCGCCGUGCAAGAGGGAAGCUGGGGCUGCACGGCACAGCUCACCGCGGGAGGAGGAGGAGGAGGAGGAGGAGGAGCCUGACCCCGCACUGCUGCUGCUCCGCUCGCUUCUCAUCCCUCUCCGUGAGUGUUGGGUUCUGGGGAAGGGCAGCAGUUGUCAGGGAUGGGGGUGUGUGAGAGGAGGGUUUUGAGGGGGCAGAGGGGCUGGUGCAGGGCUGCCUUUCCUCUCCCCAGCACGUCUCCUGCCAGGGCAGGGCUCUGGGCUGAGCACUGAGCUCGUUGCUUGUGUUGAAAGUGUAAACUGUACAGCAAUCAGCCUUGUGUAUAUGAACCAAUAAAUACUAUGCAAACCCCUAGGGACACUCUAGCAGUAUGUACAAAGCACUAACAGCUCUGCUCCCAAAUACCUCUUCAGGCUGCAGAACGGGCAAUACCUUUGGAGUAGGUGAGCAGCUCUGGUGGCUGGAGCUAGGGGGCUGCAGGAGUGCAAGGGCAGCAGCCAGCCCCUGCCCUGUGCCCCUGCGCUGCUCCCGGUCCCUUCCUGGCCUGAAGAGAGGGGGCCCAGAGGUGCAGUCCCAGGGGUGUGAGCCCUGCUUGGUGUUGGCCCCAGCUGAGGGGAAGCUGCAGGCCUGCGCUGGGGAGCUCGGGGCCGGGCAGUGAGGCAGAGCAGGGGCCGCCUGUGCCGCACAGGGGGCUGGGCCCUGCUCUACUCAGCACAAUAUCUGCUCAGGAGAUGAGCCAGGGGCUGGCGGGACGCAGCAGCAGCCCUGCACCACGCACCCCACGCAAGGGCUUUGCAGGGUCCCCCGGGCCUCCCUGCGAGGGCACAGCCCCGUGCCCCCGGGGAUGCCGACCCUGCCAGGACCAACCCCAGAGCCAUGGGGGGCUGCUCCUCUGAGCCUGUGCUUGUGCUUCAGCAGCUGCAAUGCCUGGAGCCGGGGAGCCAGCCACGGGGCAGCUCUGAGGGACACAGUAGGUUGAAUCUGCCGAACUCCCCGGCCCCAGGAGGGCAGGAUGGGUGUAGUGGCAGUAGGUCCCCUGUCUCUGACUCUGCCCUGUACCUAACCACUGUGGGGGCCUGGCAUUUGUAGCACAGUGGGGACUCCCCCUGCUCUUCCAGCCAGAGGUGGCCGUGGGGCUCGUUUUGCGGGGCCUGAGCUCGCUCUCUGCAGCCAGGAGCCCACCUCCAGCAUCAGGGCCCCGGCAGGACAGCCCCUGGCUCCCCCCUCCAGUCAGGGAGGAUCCUCUACAGUGAAGCAAAACGACCCAGCUUAGCCUCGGAGAGCAAAGCAACUCCCUUUCCCCACCCACUCCCUCCCCCCCAAAAACGGAGCCAUAGAGGCACAGCCCCUCCCCGAGCCGCCCUCGCUGUGUCCCCUGAGCUCCCACCGCGCCAGCUCAGCCCGUAGCAUCACCGUAGCCUCGUGUGUGGGUCCCGUGCUUUGGCCUUGUGCGCGCCGUAGGGAAUGUGCUGUGCUGCAACCGUGCCAGGCACCUGCAGUGACGCUGCUUCGCGCUCGGAUCGCUCGUAGGGCUGGUAGGAGGAGGCUGCACCCGACCUUGAGCCUAGAGAAUGCUGCAGUCUGCACACUUAGAAGCUUUUUAGAAGUUUUAAAGAUUACUUUUAUUUCCUUUUUUUAAUUGUUAUGGAAACAAGCCUUUUGGAUCUCCCUGUCUUAGUCCCUGAUGUAUAGAUCGUUUCCCUGUACACUAGCUAUCAGACUAUGAAUUAAUAAAGAAACCAACACAG
Colius striatus (speckled mousebird) is the source of this 7910-nucleotide messenger RNA. It is a transcript of the gene ANK1, whose product is annotated as ankyrin 1. Gene Ontology annotation, molecular function: protein binding. Gene Ontology annotation, biological process: signal transduction. Lineage: Eukaryota; Metazoa; Chordata; Aves; Coliiformes; Coliidae. The record is from RefSeq and is a predicted model, not a curated record.